Molecule: messenger RNA, 3226 nt
Organism: Lytechinus variegatus (green sea urchin)
Lineage: Eukaryota; Metazoa; Echinodermata; Echinoidea; Temnopleuroida; Toxopneustidae
Product: proton myo-inositol cotransporter-like
Exons: 10
Coding region: 321-2219 (632 amino acids)
Biological process (GO): transmembrane transport
Cellular component (GO): membrane
Molecular function (GO): myo-inositol:proton symporter activity
Source: RefSeq, a predicted model, not a curated record
UAAAUACCAUAUUUUCAAAAAAAUUCCUUUGAUUUGUCUCUGAAUUCAAAAUUACUAUUUUUUAGUUUGUUUAAAAUGUCUACUCUACUUUGGUUUUCUCCAUGUCCGAUCAAUUGGCCGAAACGACUUUUAACGUAGGCUAGCUAUAUAAAUAGGACAAAAGUAGAUACCGGUAUACGACGAGGAUGAGCAACUCCCACUUCCCUGUCAAACAUUUCAUGAAUGACUUAAUUUAUGGGUUUGUCUUUUUCGUGUAUAUAUUGAAAUUGUUUUAUGAGGAAACAUAGGUCACAUGCUACGUCCCUAGGAAAUCAUGUUCAAUGUCAUGUGAUUUUGAAUUGUCGACUUUUCAUCGGGAGACGUCGAAGCUGUCAGACGAACACCACCAUCGAAACAAUAACAUGUCGCAGCCCGAGAGUUCUGGCGAGAGAAGCAUUCAGCAUCCCGUUAACAGCGGGAGAACGGUCUCGCAGGCUCAGGGCAAGCCCCCUCCUAUUCGACCUCUGGUGAAAGUGUUGGCAUGCUUUGCAGCAAUUGGAGGCUUUCUCUUCGGUUAUGAUACAGGGGUUGUGUCAGGGGCUAUGAUUCUUUUGAAAAAGGAAUUUGGUUUAAAUACAAUAUGGCAAGAAUUGAUUGUGAGUGUGACAAUUGGCGCUGCUGCAUUAUCUGCACUCUGUGGUGGAAUAUUCAAUGAAAAGUUGGGCAGAAGGAAAGUCAUUUUGAUGGCUAGUACUGUCUUUACUGCUGGAGCACUAAUGAUGGGACUUACACCAAAUAAGGAGCUGCUUCUAGCUGGAAGACUUGUUGUUGGUAUUGGUGUAGGUCUGGCUUCCAUGACGGUUCCCAUGUACAUUGCUGAAGUAGCUCCAGUCCAUGUGAGAGGAAGAUUGGUUACAAUUAAUAAUCUCUUCAUCACUGGAGGCCAGUUUGUGGCUUCAGUGAUUGACGGGGCUUUCUCUUACUGGCCAUGGGGAUGGAGGGCAAUGUUAGGUUUAGCUGGAGUUCCAUCUGCUAUUCAGUUAAUUGGUUUCAUCUUUCUUCCGGAGUCUCCUCGUUGGUUGAUUGAUCAUGGACAUUUUGAAAAGGCUAAGGCUGUUCUCAUCAGGACAAGGGGUUUGGAUCAUUGGGAAGAGCAAUAUCAACAGAUAGUCCAAGACACAGAGAAUACAAAGAGGGACUGUGCUGAUGGAGUACCCAUUGUAAGGAUUUUCAGGACGCCACCUGUACUAAGAGCACUGAUUAUUGGAUGUAGUCUUCAAAUGUUCCAGCAAUUAGCCGGCAUUAAUACUAUUAUGUAUUACAGUGCAACUAUCAUCCGUAUGUCUGGUGUGAAGGAUGAUUCAACAGUUAUAUGGCUAUCAGCAGUUGUAGCUUUUGUAAACUUUAUUUUUACUCUGGCUGGUGUUUAUCUGGUUGAAAAGGUUGGAAGAAGAAUCCUCACUCUCAGUAGCUUUACAGGUGUUGCAGCAUCAGUUCUCUUUCUUGCUGUGGCUUUCCUUCUGAUUGCAGAAAGUUCUCCAGAAAUUGAUGUCCAUUCAACUGAUAGAUGCUCUAUAUACAAUACGUGUGAUGCUUGUAUUCUCCAAGAUGAGUGUGGAUUCUGCUUCCAAUCACUGAAUAAUACAAUUUACAAUGGGACAUGUUUAGUUGCUGAUCAACUACAUGGAAACCAAUCCUUGGAUGGCCUUUGUUCUCAGAGUCAUCUCCUUAAACAUGAGAGUGAAUGGGCUUAUGAUUACUGCCCAUCUCCGUAUGCAUUCCUAUCAUUCCUGGGACUUGUACUUUACCUCGUAUUCUUUGCACCAGGUAUGGGUCCAAUGCCAUGGACCAUCAACUCAGAGAUCUAUCCUCAGUGGGCUAGAAGUACUGGCAAUGCAGUAGCCUCUACUGUCAAUUGGUCUUUCAACCUUCUUAUUGCAAUGACAUUUCUUAGCCUUACAGAAAUAAUUACACGACAAGUCUAUUAUGUAUUAAACCUGCAGGUGCAUUCUUCUUAUACUUUGGUAUAUGUGUGCUUGGCAUCAUCUUUUUCUUCCUAUUUCUGCCUGAGACGAAAGGGACACGUCUGGAAGAUAUUCAAAAACUAUUUGAGAAACCAUUUUGCUGUAGCUCAACCAAUCUACUCAAACCCAAUGUCAGUGUCCCUGAAGGAUCAGAUGCAUCCAAGCCUUUACUCAGCAGUGAUGCAGAAUUUAAUUAAAGAUGAUGGUCUCUGCUAGAUAUUUUCUGGGAUUAUGGUGAAAUUCAUGUUUGCUUUUGUAAAAAUCUCAUGAUAAUCACAAAUAUGUCAGUGCAUUUUUGUUUGACCUAAAACAAUGGCUAGAUAAGACUGUCUUCUUUAUUUGGUGUUUUCUUAAUUCUAUCUUAAUAUUAGAUACAAGGAAGUUUUGUAAUUGGUGAAAGAAUCAUGACUUGAUGGUUCCAUAAUAGCUAUGAUUGAGUAGAGAAAAGAUCAUACCUAAAUAUUUGACUUGACUCUGCCAUGAAUGCCAUUUGUUUACAUUUGUUGCAAUAAAUCAUAUUUACACAAUGUACGACACUAUUUUUCUAUUACAGUGCAUAUUCUAUUUUAAAGUUUAUAUCUCUUUAUCUCAGGCAGAGCAUUAUAAUAUUUUAUAUUUAAUAUUUUAAAGUUUUUGAAGUUACAGUAACUGAAUUCAUGUUGAAAUUGCCUCACCUAAACCUCAAACUUUUAGUUCAUUACCAUUUUUGCAAAGUGUCCCAAGAGGGUAAAAUCAAUGACAAAAUUUGUUUAAACUAGUUUGUUGAAUGCCUACAAUUUAAAUUUUCUAGACAUAAAAAUGUUAUAUGAAUUCAAAUUCUAAUCUUUCAUGUUCUGAUUAUAAGAAUUAAAAGCACUUCUUGUCUAUAUCAUAUCACAUUAUAUUAAAUCAUCUCAAUGCACUUUCAAAAUAUUUGGAUAUCAUUACAUCUUGUCAUGAUACAAAUUUACAGGAAGUUCAGGAGAAUAUUGAAAAUGUAACCUGCAACAGAGUCAUAUCAUUCUGAGCCAUUAGAUGUGAGCAAUAUGGUUCUUUUAAAGGCAACAUUUUUAUGUUGAACUCCAAAGUGAAUAAGAAUAUCAUUACCUACAUCUGUAUAAUGUUUGAUUCAAACUGUUGUUUGUAGAAUUUUAUAUGCCUGUUAGCCUGCCAAUUAUUUCUUAGGCACAACAAGAAAAUGACAGAUUUUGUGUUGUAUAAAGUAAUCAUUUUGACAGACAAAA